This is a messenger RNA of Aspergillus calidoustus, 753 nucleotides long. The record is from the annotation of a GenBank genome assembly. Lineage: Eukaryota; Fungi; Ascomycota; Eurotiomycetes; Eurotiales; Aspergillaceae.
AUGUCGCUGCAAGGAAAGGUGUAUGCUGUCACAGGCGCUGGAAGUGGUAUUGGCCUCGCCACAGCCAAACUCAUCGCCGCCCGCGGCGGAAUCGUCUGUCUCGCCGACGUUGAUCUACAUCAGGCCGAAUCACAUUUCUCCGCCCAGGAUCCGCCUGUCGAGUUCAUGGCCACACAAGUCGACGUCUCGAACAGACAACAAGUCGACAACUGGAUUUCGGACAUCAAGGCCAAAUAUCAUCGUCUCGAUGGGGCAGCCAACGUUGCGGGGAUUAUUGGCAAAGACCACGGAGUCAAGUCCGUCGCGGAGCUUGACGACGACGAAUGGUUUAGGAUUUUGAACGUCAACCUCACAGGACUCAUGUAUUGCCUGAGAGCUGAGCUGAACCAUAUCAGUGAUGGUGGCUCCAUUGUCAAUAUGGCAUCGAUACACGCUACAACUGGGGUGGCAUACCAUGGGGCAUACGCCGCAAGCAAACAUGGUGUUCUAGGACUGACUCGCGUGGCCGCAAAGGAGAAUGGGCACCGCGAGGUUCGAGUCAACGCCGUUGCUCCAGGACCAAUCUACACGCCAAUGAUGCAGGGUCAUUGGGAUCAGGUCGGGCGAGCAUCUGAUGCUCCCUUUGAUGAUCCAAUUGCAUUCCAGCGGCAGGGUACGGCGGAGGAAGUUGCCAAGGUCAUUCUGUUCUUACUCGGGCCUGAAAGCUCGUUUGUCAGUGGAAGUUGUUAUUCUGUUGAUGGAGCAUGGAUAUAG